Messenger RNA from Athalia rosae (coleseed sawfly), 1431 nucleotides. RefSeq lists its product as uncharacterized. Gene Ontology annotation, molecular function: zinc ion binding; nucleic acid binding. Lineage: Eukaryota; Metazoa; Arthropoda; Insecta; Hymenoptera; Athaliidae. The transcript is spliced from 6 exons. The record is from RefSeq and is a predicted model, not a curated record. The coding region runs from base 1 to 1431 and encodes 476 amino acids.
AUGACCGAAAAUUGUGAGAAAGCGUGGGAUUACGGGAACUGGAAAAAUCGUAAAGUUGACAAAAAUGAUGAAAUCGACAAAAAAUACAAAAACUAUGGAAACUUCGAAUUUCACAGGAAAAGUAGAAUAAGCGAAAAUCGUAGAAUUAACGGAAAUAGUACGAUGAAUGAGAAUGUUAAGGAAGAUGAAAAUGAGGAAAUGAUGGAAUUGACAAAAAUGUCGAACAAUAUGGAAAUCAGGAAAUUAUCAGAAAUCUGCAGUUUCGCAGGACGUAGUUCUUCAGUCACACACCGGAAUUCUGGAUCGUUCACUCUGAAAAUAUUCAUCGAACACAGCUGUAAGCCUCCUCGAGCCUGGUCCAUAAUAAUCAUCACUCUUCAAGAUUUAAACACGUCUGAUUACGCCUUGCAGCUCAAAUCAGAGGGCGAAGCAGCUAGGCGCAUAAAUUCAGAGUCGGUAACCCUCGCCGAUACACUUAGAGACCUUAAGCGCGCAUAUAGAUCCAAAAGAACCUUGGAUAAAAUUCAGGCGGACAUUGGCCUUUGCGUGAUGGAACAAAACGAAACAGUCGUUGAGUAUUGUGAUAGGGUAACUGAAUUACUUGGGAAAGCUGAGGAGGUAGCUGAAGCUACUAUCCCAAACGAAGCUGUUAGACUAGACGAUACAGAAAGUAGAGUCUUCGCGGAAAAACAAACUACACUAGCAGAAGCAAUGGAUGAAGCCAUGGCAAGACAAAGAGCGGUAGCCAACAGAACCAAAUUCCACACCCUCAGAACAUCCACAGAGAACAGUCGGAGAGACAUUAGAAAUAGACGCGAAAACACAGUCCGGUGCGCAUACUGCGGACACCCGGGUCACAUAGUCAGGGAAUGCAGGACGAAGCAACAAGACGCGGAAAGAAGUAGACAAGAAAAUUACACGCGUACGGGUCUAACUCACGGUAAUUAUCAAGCGAGACCGCGAGGAACAAUGGUCACCUGCACGUAUUGCAAACGCGAAGGACACGCAUUCCAGGAAUGUCGAACGCAGAUGCGCGAAAAACAUCAGGCACCCGAACCACUAGGUCACGCAAGAGGAACACGCGAUUAUCAACGAGCGAACAAUCGGUACAACGACAGACAGUUCAAUUAUCAAGAGGCAAAUAAUGGGUACGACAGACAGUUCAACUAUCAAAGAGAAAACAAUCAAAGCAGAAAUAAACCCAGCGAGCAAAACCGUCCACAUGCCCAGCACCGCGUUAAUUACACACAAAGAGAUCCUUAUGAACGCGAUGAUCCUCGCGAUGAUUACAAUGAACACCGCAAAGCAAACUUCAGCAACGACUCGAGAAGCAGUCAUUUAAACGAGAACUGGAACGAUCGAGUGGACGCGUCGAUAUCCCAAGAUCAGGGCCAGCGUCCUACGCCAGUAGCAGCAACGUAUUACAAGUAA